This is a messenger RNA of Glycine soja, 1362 nucleotides long. RefSeq names its product protein FANTASTIC FOUR 3-like. The coding region runs from base 299 to 1279 and encodes 326 amino acids. The record is from RefSeq and is a predicted model, not a curated record. NCBI's taxonomy places the organism in Eukaryota, Viridiplantae, Streptophyta, Magnoliopsida, Fabales, Fabaceae. The transcript has a single exon.
UGUAUAUUUCAAGUGGGUCAAAUGGCCCUCCCUUCCCUACUUCCCUAGGACACUUUUGGGGACUACAAAUUCAUUCCCACCCUCCCUCUCUUCUUCCCAUGCCAAUGCCAACCAAGUCUUCCAUUCUCUCACUCUCUUUGUUCCUCCCUCUCAAUUACUUGCUUGCAAUACUCUAAAACGCCGUACUCACUUACCUGUGCUUCUUUUUUUCACUCCUCACAAAACAGAACACUCUGUUUCCCCUGUUUUUCACUUCUUUCUUCUUUUUCCACCUUUGAACAUCUCAACAAGCCACCACAUGGCUGCAAUUGUACACCACGGAUUGCAGUCACACCUCGAGUCCCAACACGCCGAGUCAAUAGCUCUCAAACUGAGGCUCCCUUCCUCAAAACCACCCCUCCCUCAACUCAUCGAUUUAGCCUUCAAACCCUCCUUCUGGGAUUCAAAUUCAACCAUCAAACCCCACAACGAAGAAAACAACAAGUCCACACCCUCAAACCCCAACUCUUGGAGCUUCCUCGAAGCUCUCUCCAACAUCACAAAAGAACCAUCACAGAACCAAACCACCUACGUGCACCCUCAGCAGAAACGCUCCUCGCUGAGCCUCAGCCCAAAGAGCCUCCAACUCUGCACCGAAAACCUCGGAAACGAAAGUGGCAGCGACAGUGGCAGUGACAGCGAUGAAAACAGCAUUGACAUGCUUUCUUCAUUGAACGGGAAUUCGGGGACAAGGGAACAAGCCCAACAAAGGCAACCUCGUCAACUUUCGACAGCGAAGAAAGCGAAAACCCAGAAUUUUCCACCCCCUUUGACAACGAUAAGGGGAUCUGACUCUCUUCGUGUGAGACCCCACCGCGAAGAUGGACGGCUAGUAAUCGAGGUCACCAGGGUCCCACCUAGUCCCUCGUGCUUUCAUGCUGAAAGAAGCCAUGGCCGCCUUCGCCUCUGCUUUUUGACAAACCACACUCCAAGUUUUGACACGGAAGCAGCAGAAGAUGACGUUGAAGAAAACGAGCCAUUUGCCAAUGAAAAAGAACUCGAAAACGAAAUAAGUGGACAAGUAAAAGAUACCAAAGAAGAACACGAGGAAACAGAGAACGAAACAGGGGAAGAAGAAGAAGAAGGGGGGGAGGAGGAAUGUGUUGCAUGUGGGUAUGUGGAGAGUGAUGUUAUUAUCAUGGAAAAGUACGAGAGGCUGAGAAGUUGCAACGAAGGUGGUGACCACGAGAACUAUGAAUUUUUAAAUUGGAGUGAGCCACGUUUGGUGGCUACUUCGUAAAGCUAGUUUAGUUAGCUAGCUACUACUACCUUGAGAUUUUUGUAUCUCUAUUAAUAAAAAAUUUACAUUUGUCUUUUUCCCAA